This is a messenger RNA of Eruca vesicaria subsp. sativa (arugula), 963 nucleotides long. NCBI's taxonomy places the organism in Eukaryota, Viridiplantae, Streptophyta, Magnoliopsida, Brassicales, Brassicaceae. The record is from the annotation of a GenBank genome assembly.
GCAGAGAUAGUUUGUCUUCUCUGUCUUGUAAUAUCAGAAAGUGUUAUAAUUUGUAGGGAGUGUCGGUGAAUUCCCAAACCUUCUCUUAUUCCGUCUCGUCUCCUCUCCUCUCCUCUUACUCUUCCCAUCGCAUGUAACCGUUUCUCGUCGACAAACCCAGAUCGAGAGAAGAAGAAAACUUGGUGUUUUUCUUUGUGGGCGGUUAUGGAGACGGGAGCGAAAGUAACGGCGGCGACUAUGGUGAUAGAGACGAGGAAAAGAGAUCUGAAACCGUACAAAGGGAUACGGAUGAGGAAAUGGGGCAAAUGGGUUGCAGAGAUUAGAGAACCAAACAAGCGUUCAAGGAUCUGGCUCGGCUCUUACUCUACUCCUGAAGCCGCCGCCAGAGCUUACGACACUGCUGUUUUCUACCUCCGUGGUCCCUCCGCGAGGCUUAAUUUCCCGGAGCUUUUGGCCGGACUCACGGGUGGAGGAAGAGACCGUGGAGAUAUGUCGGCGGCGUAUAUAAGGAGAAAAGCGGCGGAGGUUGGUGCUCAAGUGGAUGCGCUUGGAGCCACGGUGGUGGUGAAAUCCGGCGAAAACGGUACCAAAGUUAAGGGCGGUAACGGGUCACCAGAGCGGGUCGAUUUAAAUAAAUUACCCGACCCGGAAAGUUCGGAUGGCGAGGAGGAGUGGGUGAAGAGGAGAUAGUUGUAGUUGUAGGAGAAUGUUUGUCUCUAUGAUGCGCUGUUCGCUAACAUGCGCAAAUCCUAUUUUUUUUAUCAUUAGUGUUAAUCAUGUCUCCAUUUUAUUUUUGCUCACCCCCUCGACAAAAGAUUUUACUUAACUCUCAAAUUGUCACGUACGAUUUACGACUGGAUUGUAUUGACCGGCAGUGGUUAGUCUUGUAUUGACUGGCCGUGGCAUGGUAGAACAUAUAUAUACAACACAAAGCUAACACAAAGUUACACACGGUUGUUUUUA